Messenger RNA from Drosophila innubila, 688 nucleotides. RefSeq lists its product as uncharacterized. The record is from RefSeq and is a predicted model, not a curated record. The coding region runs from base 79 to 561 and encodes 160 amino acids. NCBI's taxonomy places the organism in Eukaryota, Metazoa, Arthropoda, Insecta, Diptera, Drosophilidae. The transcript has a single exon.
UUAAUAAAAUCAAACAGCACACACGAGACAAACAAAAGAAAAACUUUAAUUUUGACAACAAUUGGCUUAACUUGGAUCAUGGAUUUGAACAGCAUUGAGAAUCGCUUAAUGAUAUUGGAAUGCCUCAAGGAAAAUGCGCAUAAUAUGCUUGUGGAGCAGGUGAAUUUACGUGAUCGCAUCUCCAUGGUAUUGGGACGGGCUCGGAACACUUUGGCCAGCAUACGGGUUCUGAAUUCGCAGGUGCGUGAAAUGAAGGUAACUGUGGAAAACGCACUAGCCGCCAAUAUGGAAUUGUCAAACAAUGAAAACAUGUGGGGGAUGAUUGAAGGAGACUCAGUUGAAGAGCCACUGGAAGCCAUAGAAGAAGCAGAGAUACUGGAAGAGGAGAACUCUGGAACCUUGAUUGAAAGAUACUCCAUUAAUGAAUCAACUCAAACCAUAGAAGAUGUGGAGAGUUUGACAGAGGAGAACCCCGAAAACUUAUGCGAUAUGAUUGAGGCAAACUCUGUUGAAAUAUCACUGGAUGACUGGAAGGAUGAAGAAAUGCUGGAUGAAGAUUAACAGGAGUGCUUCAAUAUGGAAAAAUUAAUUUAGACGAAAGCCUUUAAAGACCAUAGUUGCUAUAGUUAUAUUUUUAUAUAUUUAUUUAAAAAUUUGUGCUUUUGAACUUUAAUUAAAUGCACCAAGC